This is a messenger RNA of Miscanthus lutarioriparius, 606 nucleotides long. Lineage: Eukaryota; Viridiplantae; Streptophyta; Magnoliopsida; Poales; Poaceae. The record is from the annotation of a GenBank genome assembly.
AUGGCGCAGCGGCACGGUGUUGCCGCCGGCCGAGCAGGCAAUGGCAAUGUCAGCUCGGCAAACAGCUGGUUCAACGCUGGACUGGAGCAUGCUCUCUUGGCCACCGUCUACUGCAACCCGGCCGCGUUCCACCGGAGCUAUACGGAGAUGGAGAAGCGGUUCAGAGUGUACGUGUACGAGGAAGGCGAGCCGCCGAUCCUGCACGACGGUCCGUGCAAGAACAUCUACACCAUCGAGGGGCGCUUCAUCGAGCAGCUCGAGCUCAUGGUGCCGUCGUCAGCUUCGUCGUCGAGGCAGGGCAGCCGCCGGCGUCGGGUGGCCAGUGGCGUCCGCACGUCGGAACCCGCGCGCGCCCACGCCUUUUUUCUGCCGUUCAGCGUCUCCAAGAUGGUGCAGUUCGCGUACCGCCCCAACACCUACGACAAAACCCCUCUCCGCGCCAUCGUCGCCGACUACGUCCGCGUCGUCGCGUCCCGACACCCCUACUGGAACCGCUCCGCCAGCGCCGACCACUUCAUGCUCGCCUGCCACGAUUGGGUCAGUGUCGCAGCUAGCCCGCUAGCUACGAAAUCUUGGCAUCUUGCUCGAUCGACGCAAACGGUUUGA